Oncorhynchus mykiss (rainbow trout) is the source of this 1798-nucleotide messenger RNA. RefSeq names its product doublecortin domain-containing protein 2C. NCBI's taxonomy places the organism in Eukaryota, Metazoa, Chordata, Actinopteri, Salmoniformes, Salmonidae. The record is from RefSeq and is a predicted model, not a curated record. Gene Ontology annotation, biological process: intracellular signal transduction. Gene Ontology annotation, cellular component: microtubule; microtubule organizing center.
CAUAAAUUAGAUUGGUGGUAGCCACAAGGCUAGACAGCUUUGAAAACAGAAACAACACGGUUAACGAGGAACAACAGCACGUUUGUUGACCAGAAACAUCUGUAACGAAGGAUAGGCUUCUUGAUAGGAUGCCCAUCCAAGUGGACGUCUGUCUCAUCUUCAGAUAUCUAUUUCUUUGCGAGAAAAAUCUAAUUCUCUAGCUAACGUUAGCUGGCUAACUACUAGCUAACUCUUGCCAUUUUGACCUCGGUUCUGGAACGUUGUCUGCCACGGUUGUGAUCACAUUAACAUGUCUGGGACUUCAGGUAGAGCGGUGCUCCCUCAACCUCCAACAAAAACUAUUGUUGUCUACAGGAAUGGGGAUGCUUUUUUCCCUGGACGAAAGUUUGUUAUAAAUCAACGACAGAUGUCAACGUUUGACAGCUUUUUGAGCUCUGUCACGCGUGGGGUUGAGGCUCCUUUUGGAGCGGUCCGAAAUGUUUACACUCCAAGGGAAGGGCACAAAAUCCAUGACCUCGUCAACUUGCAGCACGGGGAGAGAUAUGUUGCAGCCGGAGGAGAGCGUUUCAAAAAGCUUGAUUAUUACCAUAUAACAACGAAGAAACCACAGAAAAAGAAGAGUGAACAGAUCCGACCUGUAGUUCACAGUAGAAUAGUUGUUUCUGCUCGCUGGAGGAAAAUAAUAAACGAGUCAUGCACUAUCAAUGUUUUUACCAAUGGAGAUGUGUUGGUUCCUCCAGCUCGGAUACUGAUACCAAAGUAUACUCUCACAAACUGGGAAAGUGUCUUGGCCAUGGUGACCGGGAGGGUACAUCUGCGCACUGGUGCUGUGUACAGACUGUGCACAUUAGAUGGGACUACUUUACUUGGGCCAGAGGAGCUAGAGAACAACCAGUACUAUGUUGCUGUGGGAGCUGAGAAGUUCCGCUUCUCGCCAUACUUCCAGUGGGUCCCCAGCAGAGGAAUCAUCCGGGACAACAGUCAUCAUGCAGUCAACAAUGACAGUCUCCCAGUCCCUGUUCCCACAAGGAAAGGCAAACAUGCAAAAUUUGCUCACACAGGCUCUGGAGAUGACCUUGAGCACACAGCCAGGGGCCAUCCCAAGAACGCCACAGAGUCUUACUUCUACGCCAAGCCAGAGAAAGAGAGAGAGACAGCCAAACAACAGAGGCAGGUGUCCAGACUCCCACUUCUUUACACAACGGGCGAAGGCAGUGUGUUCCGUGCGAAAGACAAAAGAAGUGAAACUGUGGGAGCAGCUGAAGUCCAGGAAGAUGGCAGAGUGAUGGUGGACCUGCCAAUUGACCAGGUUGAGGCCAAGGUAGUCCCAGAGGAAGAGCAGUAUGUCCGGAGGAAUUCUAGGCCGGCCGGUGAGACCCAGAGUCCCUACAAAGCCUUCCUCCAAGGCUCUGAUGCAUCCAGGAAGGCCUCGGCCCCCUCGUCUGGUCGCGGGGAGUCAGGUAGAGGCACUGGUCUGACCAGCUCCAGAGACGGAGGACUAAAGUCGCCGCUGGAACCUGAGCCACAGGAGACUAAAGAGGAGGUGGAGGCAGUGUCGUCCUCAAAUCUGUGCAGAAUACGGUCACGGAUGUCCAAGUUCUUCAAGGAAAAAAGAAAAAAGUGACGAGUUUCCAGACCAAAAUGCCAUUUAUUCAGUCAGAGAAUUCUAAGAGCCAGAAUCAGAGAGUCCUGUAGUAACAGGAGCGGUCGAGGACAGCGUACCCCUUACGAGACCCCCACGUAUGAGAAUAAAAAGUGUUUUAAACCAAAUAAAAAUGUUUGUGUCUUGACAGCCCCA